Messenger RNA from Colletotrichum navitas, 868 nucleotides. RefSeq lists its product as uncharacterized. The record is from RefSeq and is a predicted model, not a curated record. The transcript is spliced from 2 exons. NCBI's taxonomy places the organism in Eukaryota, Fungi, Ascomycota, Sordariomycetes, Glomerellales, Glomerellaceae. The coding region runs from base 84 to 767 and encodes 227 amino acids.
UAAUCGCGCCUGGUCGAUUUCUAAGAGAAAAAGAGAGGGGGACAAGACAAGAGAAGACAAGACAGCCGACUGAAGGAGCCAAGAUGACGACAGGCGCAGACAACAUCAGAGGCCUCAUGGGUAAGGGCGUGCCGCCGACGCCGUCCUUCUUCGCCAUCGCCCGCGUUGCCACCCUCGUGCUCUCGCUCGCUGUCCUCGCCGCCAGCGCCUAUUGCCUAUCCCUGCUGGGCACCUACUCGGGCAGCUUCACCGGGCCGCCGGGCUUCAUGCUCUUCGUUGCCCUCUUCACCAUCGUCGUCCUGGGCGGCGCCAUCGCCGCAGAACGCUUCGCGCCGCACCUUUACUUCCGCAUCGUGAUGCUCGUCGGCUACGGCCUCACCUGCCUCUUCUGGCUGUCCGGCUGGGCGUGGUCCGCGAGCAUCGCGAGGCUGUUCCUCGGCGACACGUGCAUUGGGAGGACCUGCUUCGGGCCCACCGCCGAGGAGAUGCGGUACGGCGGGAGCAUGGCUGGCGCCGCGGCCGUCGGUGCCAUCAAUUGGUACGUCGUUGAACCCUCAUGGAACUUGCCGCGUCUUGGAGCGUUUAACAAGCCGUGGCCGAAACGGGGAUGGGAGUUGGCUAACUCGAAGAUUCUUAGGCUUUUGAUGGGCAUUGUAGUGUUUUACUUCAUCAAGGGGUGCGUCGCGGACCCCGACUGCUACGGCGUCGCGACGGGCCACGAGUCCGAGAUGGGCAGCAUCAAGGCCGAGCGCAAGUCGCGCCCGUAGGCGAUCUAUCAACAGGCAGUGAGCCGGGUCGGGGGUGGUGGUGAAAGCCAACCGCCAGGCCCGCAAUACAUGAGAAGGAACCGUGCCAAUAUGGGGAAAGU